Molecule: messenger RNA, 2394 nt
Organism: Pseudovirgaria hyperparasitica
Lineage: Eukaryota; Fungi; Ascomycota; Dothideomycetes; Acrospermales; Acrospermaceae
Exons: 1
Coding region: 498-2270 (590 amino acids)
Source: RefSeq, a predicted model, not a curated record
ACUACAAGCUAUUUCUAUAUUAUACGGCACGGUAAAAUCAUAUAGUUUUGCUCGCAUGUAGUGUCUCAUGGCUCACCUAUAGUUACUAUAGCUGAUGCCAUACUCGAUGAAGAGGCGCCCACAGUAUGGAAAAAGAAAAAGGAAACCAAGCAGGGCUAGGAAACUGGGAGCUCAUGACGCACCGCCAUGGAUAUGAACGCCACUCCACUCUCAACGUGAAGGCAGCCUAAUGCAACUUCACAUUCCUUUCUCUUACAUCAACUAUACGGUCUGUGUAUCAUAUAUAAUGCUUCGUAGACCCUCGCAUCACUCUUUACGUUUUCAGUGUUCCGUCAAACGUCUCCAGCAUCUAAGCGCCCGGCUUGACGCUAGAUAGCUACGCCUGCCAACAGGGGAGUUGUAUUCUGUCAAAGGUCAUACUUUACCGUUGCGUUUCUCUCACAAGUUUGUACUUCCACUCAUCUGCCACCCUUCAAACUUGGUUAUCUACACCUGCCAUGGCACGAUCAAGCAAGAGUGGCCAGUCAUCCGGCUUAGGCGACUCGUGGGCAACGGAGGAGUAUCACGAUGAUCUAGACGCUCAUAUCAGCAGUGGAAGUAGUUUGGAAGCAGAUACGACUGAUGACCUUGAGGGCGAGUCCGAAGAAGAGAUCCAGACACCUCCGCGUUCUUCAAAGAGGGACUCGCGCAAUAGUCGUACUCCAGGCUCUGGUAAGGGCAAAGCGUCAGCUCUCGGUACGACCCAGACUCUACAGUCAAAGAAUGCCACGCCCAUCAGGAAAUCAUACCGCGUUAGCCCCAAGUCAAACUCAGUGGAGCCAUUGCAGUCGUUCAUAAUGCCUUCUAUGAGCGAGGAUCAGCCUGGCAGCUCCUGGAUCAAAGCCUCCGCGAACAAUGCUACUAGGUCGCCCAGACGGAGGACUGCCGCGACCCCAACACAUUCUUCGGCUCGAAUGCGAAAAUCAACAAGUAUCAUGGAUAAUUCACGUCGAAAGGCUUUCAGCCAUUCCACCGGAUCACCACGACGUCCGUCAAAGAUCCGCCACGAACAGCGUGACCCAGCACAGCCAUUUCUAAUUCUUGGUUAUAUCUGUUCUACUAUGAAACCUCUCACAGACUUUGCACUGUCAGUAUUUGGCAUGAUGAUGGAAAUGCUGAAACCUCUGAUCGCCACCAUUGGUGUCGUACUGGCCCUAUACUUCUCCAUCAGAGCCGCCCAGUCCUCUCUUACCGCCGCCCUGGCCCCUAUGUGCGCCAUUCCUGGUGUCUCAUUCCUUCACCUGCCUUUCUGUGAGCAGAGAUCACAAUACCAGGCAUCUAUUGAGUUUGAUCAACUUGUCAAUGCCCAGUCCGCAUUCGAAGAAGUGUUGUCAUCUUCAACUGAAAUCGCCGGCCUCCCUUACGAUAUGAAACGGAGUGAAGCUUCUAUCCGCGACCUUCGCUCUGUGAUCCAGCAUUCAUCCAUCCCAUCGCGCAAUGAGCUCUCCUUUGAGUUUAGUAGCUUCAUCGACGCGGCUCGUCACGCCUCUGCCGACCUAACCAAAUUUGACACCCGUAUCGGAGGCGCUGUGGACAAGAUCAUAUCUACCAAUCGCUGGACCUUGCAAGUUCUUGGUUCUCUCCAGAACGAUGAAGCGUCCAAAGGCGCUUUGUCCCGGACCUUUAGUGCCAUAAAUCCUUUCAGCUCGUCUUAUAGCUCUCAGCACAAAAUUUUGACGCAGUAUCUGCGCCAUGCUGCCGCCGUCGAAGACCAAGUUAAUUCUGUCAUUGCCGAAGCUCAAGGUCUUCUACUCCUCCUCAAUAUUCUGGACGAGCGUCUCGAUACUAUUGCUUCGAUCGCCGCACGCGACGGCUAUACUGUUAAAGAUGCGCGUGAUGAACUCUUCUCCUCGCUCUGGACUAAACUUGGCGGCAAUACCUCCGCUCGCAAGAAGAUUGACGAGAAUCUCGGUUUGUUGCGUAGUGUGGGCAAUUACCAGAAAGUCGCGUGGCGUCAUGUCAGCGAGACGGUGGUCAAGCUACAGGAGAUCAGCGCGCAGCUAGAGGACUUACGCGAGAGGGUGGCGGCACCUGGACUUGUGGGUGUCAGAGCAGAUCUUCCGCUGCAUCUGCAUAUCGAGAACAUAUUGUUGGGUGUGGAGAGAUUGGAUGGGGUGCGUGGGGAGAACAGGCGGGUGCAGGGGGAUUUGUACCGCAGAAUGGUGGCGGGAGACAUUCCACUGGAGGGAGUAAAGGUGGUGGAUGCAGAUGUCGGAAAGCAGUCGUGGUGAAGACAUAAAGAUGAUAUGUUGCACUGCCUAUGCGGCGCUUGAACGGCUUUAGCAAUUCUAGUAUAGUGUUGAGCGAGUUCUUUCUAUAAAGCUCGAUGUCUAAGUUUUAUCCUAUAUUCUCGCC